CUCCACACGCCAGGCAACUUCUGCUGCUGACUGCAACGUGAACCAGACUGAAGGAAGUCACAUCAAAGAUGCAGAGGGGCUUUGGGAUAUUUUGCAUGUCGCUCAUCUUUUGUGCAACUCUUUCCGAGACCAUCGGGCUAGUUGUUGCGGCAAAAGAAAAGCGAGGCUGGACUAUGAACAGCGCUGGCUACUUGUUAGGGCCCCGUCGUAUUGAUCACCUAAUUCAGAUAAAGGAUUCUCCCAGUGCCAGAGGCAGAGACGAGCUGGUCACUCAAUAUGGACUAGAUGGACUACAUGGACACACGAGACUAGGAGACAAGCCGGGUCUGGCUGGGAAGAGGGACAUAGGCCAGGAGGAGGACUUCAGAACAGGCGCCCUGAGAAUAGCAGAUGAAGAAAUUAUCCACACUGUCAUUGACUUCUUGUCAUACCUCAAACUUAAAGAGAUGGGAGCCUUGGACAGCCUGCCUCCUUCUGUCACAUCAGAUGAACUGGCCAAUCCCUAAGGCUUUUGCUUCUCUGUUAUAAUUGUUGUGUUUCAACUCUUCUCUGGACUCCAACUGCCAUAAAUGUAUUGUAGCUCCUAAAUGUUACAAUUGUGUAGCUCCUAGCACACUGGUAGGUUGGUAGAUUUGUUCUGGUACCAUCUGACUGACUGACUGACCCUCAAUAUCAGAUCUUUCUCCUCUUGUGUAAACAAAAUUUUAUAUCCUCUUAAAGCCAGUAGUUGUGUGCUGACUAUAGGUGGAUCUACAGAAUUGGUACUUUUGUAUAAAACAACUCUAUAUUAUCACCAGAAUAUACUAUUAUGUGUUUUCAGAGAAUGGAGUGAAAUAAAAUAAAUGG
This is a messenger RNA of Pundamilia nyererei, 846 nucleotides long. It is a transcript of the gene gal, whose product is annotated as galanin/GMAP prepropeptide. Gene Ontology annotation, molecular function: neuropeptide hormone activity; galanin receptor binding. The transcript is spliced from 7 exons. Gene Ontology annotation, cellular component: extracellular region; secretory granule. The record is from RefSeq and is a predicted model, not a curated record. Bases 69 to 506 code for a protein of 145 amino acids. Lineage: Eukaryota; Metazoa; Chordata; Actinopteri; Cichliformes; Cichlidae. Gene Ontology annotation, biological process: neuropeptide signaling pathway.